AUGACUCUGCUUCUCAUUGCUAUUCUGCUGUUCUCAGGUCUGUGCCGUCUCUCCUACUCUGUACCACGUCGGUUCCAUGUGGUGAAGGAGCAGAAGAACUGGACAGAAGCUCAGCAGUACUGCAGAGAGGAGUUCACUGACCUCGUCACCAUAGACGACAUGACAGAGAUGGAGAAGGUGAAGAGGAUGAUCCAUGAAGCAGGUGUUGAGAGGGCGUGGAUUGGGCUGAAGCAAGGAAGCAGUCCUAAGUGGCAGUGGUCUCUGGCCGACAGGGAUUUCUACAGAGAGAAUGAUACAGAGUUCAGGAACUGGGGUGAAAACCAACCAGAUGAAAGUGGACACAUAUGUGCAAAUAAUUACAAAGAAUUGUGGUAUGAUGCCCCGUGCAGUAAGAACAGACCCUUCAUCUGCUAUGAUGGGGGAGACUCUACACAGCCCUAUGUGCUGGUUACUGAGGAGAAGAACUGGGCAGACGCUCAGAGAUACUGCAGAGAGAAACACACAGACCUGGCCAGUGUGAGGAAUCAAGCAGAGAAUGACCAGAUAGAGGAAGUUAGAGGACGUGUUGAUGGUGCCUGGAUCGGCCUGUUCAGAGAUACCUGGGAGUGGUCAGAUGGCAGCAACUCCUCAUUCCGCCACUGGAACAAUGGUAAAGGUGAUGUGGAUAAGUGCACUGAAAUUAAGUCCAGUGGUCAGUGGAAUGAUGCACCGUGUAGCCGAUCUCAGAACUUCAUCUGCUAUGAAGACAAGCUGGUUCUGGUCCGUGAGAGUAAGACCUGGCAAGAGGCGCUGCAGUACUGCCGAGAGCACCAUGUGGACCUGGUGUCUGUGACGUCCGAGCGGGUCCAGCGUUGGGUGAGUGAGCGGGCUAAAGGAGCCUCCACUGCUCACGUGUGGCUGGGCCUGCGUCACGCCUGCGGCCUGGGCUGGUUCUGGGUCUGUGGAGAGAACGUCUGCUACAGCAACUGGACCCCAGGACAAGAGCAAGUGGAGUCCUGCAAACACAGAGUGGGGGCAGUGGAGUCUGGAGGGGGGCAGUGGGUCAGUAACCUGACUGAGACCGACAAACUCAACUUCAUCUGCACCAUUGAGGAUCAGUAACUGGAUCCUCCUCAGCCAAGAGCAGCGCUGGAGAAACUAUUUAGGAAAUGCAUGUUUUAUUUCUAUAUUUUGUCUAUAUUUAGUCACAUUACAUUAAUCCAUAUGAUUGACCUUAUUACUGUAACCUGCCAAUCCUGCAGUGAACUCUCAUCUUUGUCUCUUCUGGUUCCGAUGUAAUCUGUUAAUGGAAUUAAAAGGAUGGUCAUGACUACUACUUUUUCACGUAGAAAGUAGUGUAACGCGUUACUACGGAAAAUUUGGUAACGUAAUGUAGUUCCUUUUUCAUAUCGGCGCAACGUUACU
Messenger RNA from Alosa alosa (allis shad), 1404 nucleotides. Its product is annotated as macrophage mannose receptor 1-like. The record is from RefSeq and is a predicted model, not a curated record. Bases 1 to 1101 code for a protein of 366 amino acids. The transcript is spliced from 5 exons. Lineage: Eukaryota; Metazoa; Chordata; Actinopteri; Clupeiformes; Clupeidae.